Penicillium malachiteum is the source of this 1944-nucleotide messenger RNA. Its product is annotated as exonuclease V. The record is from RefSeq and is a predicted model, not a curated record. The coding region runs from base 1 to 1944 and encodes 647 amino acids. Gene Ontology annotation, biological process: interstrand cross-link repair. Lineage: Eukaryota; Fungi; Ascomycota; Eurotiomycetes; Eurotiales; Aspergillaceae. The transcript has 2 exons. Gene Ontology annotation, molecular function: single-stranded DNA 5'-3' DNA exonuclease activity. Gene Ontology annotation, cellular component: nucleus; mitochondrion.
AUGUCCCAGCAUAAUGACCCUGACAGCAGCGACUACGGAUCUGACUUCACUCCGGAUGAGGAAGUGCUAAUUAACCAGUUACUUACACAAGUGGCUACGGAGCACGCGCCCGCCGAGUCCGCCACCCCAACGAGUUCCUCCACGCCCAGAGCAACCCCUGUCUUUGCGACCGCGAAUAAUUUAACCCCGACAAUAGCGGCUGACACUGCGCUUACUGGAUCUUUACAGCCUGCGUCUUUCGCGGCUAUUGUUCCGGAUAUUGAAGAUGGUAUUGAGCCACCAGCUGCCAGGUUGCCUAAGGUACUGGGUCGGGAAAAGCCUCGUUCACCGUGGAAGCAAUACACUCGUCAGACAUGGACGGAAGUCUCAUCUGCGCGCACUGGAUUGGCGGGGGAACAACCCAGGGCGCAAUCAACAGUGCCCUUGCGUCUGCGUUUAGUUGAAGACGCUAAUUCAACAGAAGGUCGGCAAAGAGAGCGAGAACGCGUCGCGGCGCGUGAACAAGAAUGGACACAGCAUGAGCAACUGCUGCCGACCUUGGAUCCUCGGUCCCCCGUUGAGCGAUUCCGAAGACCUCCUCACAAAGCUUUCUCUGUUACGGAUCUGAUUUCACCUGCUUGGUGCGAGCUACAAUAUUGGUAUACCUUGACAAAACAUGGGAGAAAACGGAGGACCCCGGCCAUGAAGACUGGUAGCGUCGUGCAUAAGAGCCUCGAGGAUCAGAUAUACACUACUGUUCCUGUGGAGAUUACCACCAAGGAGGAUGCAUGGGCUCUACGGAUAUGGAACGUGAUUCAGGGAUUGCGAAUGUUGCGCCAAUAUGGAAUCACGCGCGAACUUGAAGUUUGGGGACUUAUUGAUGGGGAGUUGGUCAAUGGAGUCAUUGAUCAGCUUUCCUAUGAAUGUCCGGAUUCAGAGCUUGAAGCCACGGCUGCGAAAUUCUAUGAAGAUGCGGUGGCGUCGAGAGCUGCUUUACCGGAGUACCAGAUGUCGCUCUCCGAUUUCUUAUUAUCUUCAUCCCAGGGUGGGCGACGACUUUCAGAUCUAGGACAGACUGAUUCGAUGGAUUUGGGUGGAGCGGUAGAUCCUGCACCUACACAGGAAACUUCACCAGCUGCGUAUGACCUCCCACGAAUUUACAUGACAGAUGUGAAAACGAGAGGUAGUCGUUCUAUCCCAACAGUGAAGAGCACAUCAUUUCGGCCCACUUCUCUCCAGCUGCAGCUUUAUUACCAUAUGCUCAGCCGCCUUUUGACGAGUGAUGAUGUGACAAUCGAUCUCCUCGCAGAAAGGUAUUUGCUUGACCCUGAAAAGCCAUUCACCGACGCCUUCAUUAUGGAAGUUGGAGGUCUUAACGAUGAAUUUUUUGAUGCCCUUUCCUCUCAAGAAUUCGAUCUUGAUGAUCCGCCAACACCAGAAGAUGUACGGAGGAUCUCGCAUGGUUCUGGUUCUGGCUCAUCCAGUCCACCACGAGCAAGUCAAGACUCAACAAGUAUCUUGUUGACUCACGGAAACUUGUCCAAGCUAUGGGCCUACAUGAAAGAGCAACUCCGAUACACCUUCAUGCCAAAUAUCCCAGAAACAAGGUCCAUCGCACCAUCUAUUCCACAUCAUACUCAACCCGAGCUGCUACAGGAGUAUCCUACUCUACUCUCACCUGUGCUCACAGCGCGGUUUCUAUCCUCAGCUGCCACAGAUAACCUCGAGUCACGACUAUUGGGAAGCCGAUCUUUCCUAUUUGAUCCUAAUAACAUGAACGCAUAUAUUACUGAACAAAUGGAGUGGUGGCGCGGUCAGCGUGAUCCUAACGGAGUGGGUAUCGCAGAAGCGUGGAAAUGCCGGAUUUGCGAAUUUCGAGAUGAAUGUACAUGGCGCCAAGGACAUGAAUGGGCUCUCGCAAGACGUAAUCAAAGACGGAGCACCAGUGCCUCUGCAACUACUUGA